AGUCGACCUCCUCAAGACAGAACCCGCCAUUUGUUGACGAAAUUACCAGUACAGUUGAAACUGAUGAGAACAGAUUAAAAAAAAAAAACCGUCAUUAUAUAGAUCAUAGCAUAAUCUACACAAAGCGUUCGGAUAACCUGAUGAUUAAUCUUGUUUGGUGAGAGGUAUGACUCGUAGAAGUAUCGUCUGGGAUUAUUUUGAAACGGUCAGUACAGAAUCGGUGGUGUGCCUGCUGUGUAAAAAUGUUUUGUCUAAACACGAACAUGCCGGUACGACGGCGAUGCUAAGACAUCUACGCGCCAAACACCCCAAAGAGGCUGCCACGGAACUUGGUAGGACCGACGGUCAAGAAGCUUCGACUGGACAGCAGCCCAUGGACACUGACGGUGCACAAGUGGAGGUGGAACUGGAGGAGGCAGACUGUAACACCGUCAUCACAGUGAAUGACACUGACAUUGAUUCUGCAUUAAACGGCAUCCUUGUAGCUGUGCAGGGAGAGCCCAUGGAAGAAAGAAAAGAAGAAGACGUGGUCAAAAAUACGCUCCCUUCAAGGACGAAAUCGCAACGUCGGAGUAUUAUCUGGAGACACUUUGAACGCUUGGAAAGUUCAGAUGGUUGUCAAUGUUUGAUUUGCAAUAAGAAGAUAAAAUGCUCUUCUGAGGGCAGCACGGGCAACCUGCACAAACACAUGUCAAAGAGGCACCCGCAUGUGAAUUUACGAACAGGUGAGGUGCUGAAGCAGUCACCAUCAGACACAUCCUCACGCACAAAGUCAAAGGAUCAUAGGAAGACAUGUCCAGCAAAGGUCACAAAAAACGUAGCAGUUCCAGAUGUACUCCAGGUUUCACAGGCAACUGCGGGAGACAAGUGUGAUUUUAAGAGGGAGCUGGAGUUGAUAGAAGCUCUGAGGAGGGCGCAGAGGGAUGAGGCGCAGGCUCUGGAGCAUCAGAGGGAGCUUAUCGAGAAGCUGCGGGCUGUCAACGCCAGAGAGGCUGCUGUAGAGAGAGAGCAAAUUGAGUCUCUCAGGAGAGCACAGCAGGAGGAAGCCAAAAAAUUAAGCACACAGAAAGAAGAGGUUGACACAGAAAAGGCGGCACUCCAGAGGAAAUGGGAGGAGCUCGAGCAAAAGAAGGAGCAACUGCUCUCCACAGAACUUUCCAGAGAACAUCCAGCAUCUGUUUCUCACUAAGAGUGAGAUUUUAAAAGAUUGGCUAGUUUGGCACCAACAAAUUGCCUGUUUUUUUUUUUCUUUUAAUAAAAUCUGCUUUGUAGACCA
Messenger RNA from Dunckerocampus dactyliophorus (ringed pipefish), 1276 nucleotides. RefSeq lists its product as uncharacterized. NCBI's taxonomy places the organism in Eukaryota, Metazoa, Chordata, Actinopteri, Syngnathiformes, Syngnathidae. The record is from RefSeq and is a predicted model, not a curated record. The transcript is spliced from 3 exons. Gene Ontology annotation, molecular function: DNA binding. Bases 167 to 1189 code for a protein of 340 amino acids.